ACGCGUAUUUAUUUUUAAUGGCUUCUGCAGUAACUUGUAGGUUAUUUUCAAUCAUACCCUCGCAAAAUCCAGUUCUGUCCUUCUUCCCCCUCGCUGCAAUCCGCUCUCGGAUCUGCCGGAAAAGGCAGAUUGCCUCUAGGGCCCGCAAAACCAGCCGCCGGAAAACACCUCUCUUGCAGCCGGCAACGGACAUGUCCGUCAGCCUUCAGAUGCCUGCAACGUCCCACCGUCGGGACAGAGACGAGUUCGAUCCAUUUCUGGAUUCUAGAAACCGAGAGGGGGAUUUGCUAACAACUGAUAAGGAAGAAGAGAUGUUCACUUCUAGUAGGACUGUUCCACGCAAGAAUAAAUCCCUUAUGGGACCUAUAACAUUUUUUGGUGUGGAGCUUACUCCAGAUAACAUUGCAGUGGCUAUGGUAUACUUUGUGCAAGGUGUCUUGGGCCUUUCCAGGCUUGCUGUUAGUUUUUACUUGAAAGAUGAUCUACAUUUAGAUCCUGCAGAGACAGCUGUGAUAUCCGGCUUCUCAGCAUUACCUUGGCUUAUCAAGCCUCUCUAUGGAUUUAUUAGUGAUUCUUUCCCACUUUUUGGGUACCGAAGAAGAUCAUACUUGGUUCUAUCAGGACUGCUUGGAGCAUUCUCAUGGUGUUUGAUGGCUACCUUUGUUGACAGCAAGUACGAUGCCACUUUCUGCAUACUUCUUGGAUCCCUUUCUGUUGCCUUCUCUGAUGUUGUUGUAGACUCGAUGGUUGUAGAGAGGGCUCGUGGUGAGUCACAAAGCAUGUCAGGAUCUCUUCAAUCGUUAUGCUGGGGUUCCUCAGCUUUUGGAGGAAUUGUGAGUGCCUACUUUAGUGGCUCCCUGGUGGAUGCUUAUGGUGUAAGGUUCGUUUUUGGUGUUACAGCAUUGCUUCCACUAAUAACAUCUGCAGUUGCAGCACUUGUGAAGGAGCAGCCGGUGCUUGGCCUUGCAAAGGGACAGAGCCUUUCUUUUGCCAGGCCUGGCUUUUUUGAAAGCUCAAAAGACAAUAUUAUUCAGUUAUGGUAUGCUGUCAGGCAGCCAAAUGUGUUUCUUCCCACUUUAUUUAUUUUCCUGUGGCAGGCAACACCACAAUCCGAUUCUGCCAUGUUUUUCUUCACUACCAACAAACUUGGUUUUACCCCAGAAUUUCUUGGUCGUGUUAAGCUGGUGACAUCAGUUGCAUCACUAAUUGGAGUCGGAAUAUAUAAUGGUUUUUUGAAAAAUGUUCCGCUGCAGAAAACUUUUCUUGCUACAACCAUAUUGGGUGCAGGUCUUGGGAUGACUCAGGUGUUCCUUGUUACUGGACUAAAUAGGCAGUUUGGUAUUAGUGACGAGUGGUUUGCUGUCGGGGAUUCUUUAAUUUUAACAGUUCUUGGUCAGGCAUCUUUCAUGCCGGUUCUGGUUUUAGCAGCGAGGUUAUGUCCUCAGGGAAUGGAAGCAACCCUUUUUGCAACCCUAAUGUCUAUAUCAAACGGAGGAAGUGUCCUUGGGGGGCUGCUCGGCGCCGGGCUUACUCAGCUCUUUGGCGUCACCAAGGACAGCUUCAACAACUUGGCCGUUCUGAUAAUUCUCUGCAAUCUCAGCUCUUUGUUGCCCUUGCCACUGCUUGGCCUGCUUCCUCGAGAUGAUCCUGAUGCCAAUUCCACGGGAAAUGGAGGAGAUAUUGAGAUGAAGUCUAAUUGAGGUUCGCUUCCAUAUUGCCUUCUGAUUACAUUUUGAAGUCCUUUUGGUACUUGGGAAUACAACUUCACGUUACAACACAAGCUAAAAAAUAACACGAAAAAAAGAGAGGGAGGGGGGAGAGAGGCCUUUGAGUUUUAGGUGGCAUUGUAAAUAUCAAAAUGUUGGUCAGCCCCAAUCUGUGCCCAGUUUGAUUCAUUGUAACAUGUGGCAAUAUGCAACUGAGACGCCCAUGUGAAUCACCAUCCUAUGGCCAAGGAUGUAAAUCUGUUACGCUAAUGCUUAAUCUGGUAGAUUUUUUUCUUUCUUUUUUUAAACCAA
Messenger RNA from Diospyros lotus (date-plum), 2018 nucleotides. Its product is annotated as folate-biopterin transporter 1, chloroplastic. The transcript is spliced from 9 exons. Lineage: Eukaryota; Viridiplantae; Streptophyta; Magnoliopsida; Ericales; Ebenaceae. The record is from RefSeq and is a predicted model, not a curated record. Gene Ontology annotation, cellular component: membrane. The coding region runs from base 18 to 1700 and encodes 560 amino acids.